Molecule: messenger RNA, 2733 nt
Organism: Emericellopsis cladophorae
Lineage: Eukaryota; Fungi; Ascomycota; Sordariomycetes; Hypocreales; Bionectriaceae
Exons: 8
Coding region: 1-2733 (910 amino acids)
Molecular function (GO): oxidoreductase activity, acting on paired donors, with incorporation or reduction of molecular oxygen; iron ion binding; heme binding
Source: RefSeq, a predicted model, not a curated record
AUGUCACUUUUGAGUACUCUCACGACGCCAUGGGCGGCCGUGCUCGCGAUUCUUGUGCUGGUCACUCUGUACUAUGUGACACCCUAUCUCAUCGACAAUGCACACCUACGAGGGAUCCCUGGACCUCCCACGGCCGCCUUCUCAAACCUCUGGCUGUUGUCCGUGUGCAGGAGAGGAAAGAGAUUUGCCAUUGUGCAUGACAUGCACAAGAAACUGGGUCCAGUGAUUCGCAUCGCGCCGAACCAUGUCAGCAUCGCAGACGCAGAUGCAAUCAACACCAUCUACGGCCAUGGCAAUGGCUUCCUCAAAUCCGAUUUCUACGACGCCUUUGUGUCCAUCCGUCGCGGCCUCUUCAACACUAGAGACCGCGCUGAGCAUACGCGCAAGAGGAAGCUCGUCUCGCACAUCUUUGCGCCCAAGUCCGUGACAGAGUUCGAGCCAUAUCUUCGACAGAACCUGGAGGAGUUUGUCAAGCAAUGGGACAAGCUCAUUAAACUAUCUCCCCACAGCCAGCACUCGGCUCGGCUCGAUUGUCUGUCGUGGUUCAACUAUCUUGCAUUUGACACGAUAGCCGACUUGGCAUUCGGAAAGCCUUUCGGCAUGCUCACCUCUGGCGCCGACAUGGCUGAGAUCAGGACGUCUCCCACGAGCCCGCCACUGUACGCUCCCGCCGUCGAGAUCAUCAACCGUCGGGGGGAGGUCUCGGCAACCCUUGGCAUCAUGCCCUUCCUCAAGCCGUAUGCACGCUACCUGCCAGACCCAUUCUUCUCCAAGGGCCUUGCGGCUGUCGAGCGCCUAGCUGGUAUCGCCAUCGCUCGCGUCUCUGACAGACUCGAGAACCCCCCCGACAUUAAUCGCCAAGAUCUGCUUGCGCGACUUGUGCAGGGCAAGGACGAAGAGGGCCAGCCACUCGGGCGCGAGGAACUGACGGCGGAGGCGCUGACACAGUUGAUUGCGGGCAGUGACACGACUUCCAAUUCGUCGUGUGCGCUGCUGUACCACGUGGUCAACACAGAGGGGGUCCUGGCCAAGCUGCAGCAGGAGCUUGAUGAAGCUGUCCCAGACGGCGCUGACGUGCCCAUGUACGAGCAGGUGAAGAACCUUCCGUACCUGGAGCAGGUCAUUAACGAAACCCUCCGUGUCACGAUUCGGGGGCAGCACUAUGGUCCUGGGACGGUGUUGAGUGUUCCCACGUACACGGUCCAUCAUGAUAAGUCGAUCUGGGGAGAAGAUGCGGAUCAGUUCAACCCGAGCAGAUGGGUAAACCCGACGCCUGAGAUGAAAAAGGCUUUCAUCCCCUUCAGCCAUGGCCCGCGAUCCUGCGUGGGAAGAAACUUGGCCGAGAUCCAGAUGAAGUUUAUUGCAGCCACAUGGAUCAAGAGGUCGCCUUUCGCGGCAAUCAUCGCAGUCCCCGCGUGCUAUGGCCUGUGCGAUGGCCUGAGUCUCGUCGGCUGUUCUGGCUUCAUAUUUGUCCCGUCCGCCACGCUGACAUCUCUGAGCGCUGUCACUGACACGGGCAUGAAACGCCUCGCGCUCACAGAUGCAGACAAGACGGUUCGAGAUUGGUUUGUUGAGGAAGCCAAGGGCCUUGGAUGCAAUGUGACGGUAGAUGAAAUGGGCAAUAUUUUCGCGGUCCGCCCUGGCACCAAUCCAGAUCUCCCUCCCAUAUACGCUGGGUCUCAUCUAGAUACGCAGCCAACUGGUGGGCGCUAUGAUGGCAUUCUUGGGGUCAUGGCCGGACUUGAGGGCUUGCGGGUUCUGCAAGAGAACGAUAUUCAGACGAACCAUCCCAUCGGACUCGUCAAUUGGACUAGUGAAGAGGGUGCUCGCUUCCCGAUCACCAUGAUUUCCUCAGGUGUCUGGGCAGGCGUCGUUCCACUAGAGAAAGCCUAUGCGUCACAAGACGUAGGCGGCAGCGGCGUAACAGUGAGAUCCGAGCUCGAAAGGAUAGGGUAUCUGGGUGCCAGACCUGCAACGUCUGAAGCAACGCCGAUGGCUGCUCACUUCGAGCUGCACAUUGAGCAAGGACCCAUCCUUGAGAACAAUCAACAGAAGAUCGGUGUCGUCAACGGCGCCCAAGCCUACAAAUGGUUCACCGUCGAGGUCAAGGGCAGAGCCGCACACACUGGCACUACUCCGAUGGACACGAGAGGUGAUGCGCUCCUGGCGGCAGCCCGCAUGAUAAACCACUCAAACAUUGUCGCCAACAAGUCGGGGGCGCUGGCUUCUACUGGCAUCCUGACGCUUGAGCCAGGGAGUGUCAACGUCAUUCCGAGCCAUGUCCGCUUCUCCCUCGACGUACGCUCAAAGUCCGAUGCUAUCGUAACGGAGGUCGAGCAGCAACUGAAGCGGGAUUUCGCUGCUAUUGCCCAAGGACGCGAUGUCGAAGACUGCACGCCGCCCUCCACAAGAACCUUGCCGAUGGAGGUCACAUGGGCCACCGACUACCACUCUCCGGCUGUUCAUUUCGACAAAGGGUGUAUCAACGCAGUCCGGACGUCAGCUGCGGGGGUCUUAGGAAGCAGCGAACUAUUUCGAGAUAUGACGAGCGGCGCUGGGCACGACAGCGUGAACACAAGUAAGCACGUUCCCACGGCCAUGGUCUUUGUGCCAAGCAAAGGUGGCAUCAGCCAUCACCCGGAGGAGUGGACGAGCGAUAAAGACUGCUCCUUGGGUGCUGCAGUCCUCUUACACGCGAUGGUGAGGUAUGAUCGCGGCGAUACUUCAAAGUGA